This is a messenger RNA of Neopelma chrysocephalum (saffron-crested tyrant-manakin), 994 nucleotides long. Its product is annotated as rho-related BTB domain-containing protein 2-like. Gene Ontology annotation, cellular component: cytoplasm. Lineage: Eukaryota; Metazoa; Chordata; Aves; Passeriformes; Pipridae. The transcript is spliced from 5 exons. Bases 133 to 696 code for a protein of 187 amino acids. The record is from RefSeq and is a predicted model, not a curated record. Gene Ontology annotation, molecular function: ubiquitin protein ligase binding. Gene Ontology annotation, biological process: regulation of proteolysis; proteasome-mediated ubiquitin-dependent protein catabolic process.
AGCUGUCCCCUGUCCCUCCCUGAGCUGUCCCCUGUCCCCCCUGAGCUGUCCCCAUCCCCAGACGUGGUGUUCCGUGUGGAUGACGGGCUGGUGCCGGCGCACAAGCCGCUGCUCAUCGCUGGCUGUGACUGGAUGAGGGCCAUGUUCCGGGGGGGCUUCCGCGAGAGCUACGCCCAAGAGGUAUCCCUGCCCGGCACCAACUGCGCCUGCCUCCGCGCCGUGCUCGACUUCCUCUACACGGGGGUCUUCACCCCCACGCCCGACCUGGACGCCAUGGAGCUGCUGAUCCUGACGGACCGGCUGUGCCUGCCGCGGCUGCAGGCGCUCACCGAGCAAUACGCCGUGGACGAGCUGCUCCGAGCCUUCAUGCAGCGCGUGGAGAUCGACGAGCAGGUCAUCAUCUACCUGGAGAUGACGCAGUUCCACAACGCCCACCAGUUGGCCGCGUGGUGCCUGCACUACAUCUGCACCAACUACAACCGCGUGUGCCGCCGCUUCCCCCGCGAGAUGAAGUUCAUGUCCCCAGAGAACCAGGCGCACUUCGAGCGGCACCGCUGGCCCCCGGUGUGGUACCUGAAGGAGGAGGAUCUGUACCUGCGCUCCAAGAAGGAGCGGGAGCGCGAGGAGCAGCUCCAGCGCAAGCAGCACCCCCGCAGCAAGUGGUGCUUCUGGCGGCCCUCGCCCCCCGUGUCCUGAGCUGGGGACGAGGGGCUGGGACCCCCCGCGUGGGGCUGGGGGGCUUGGCUGGACUGGGAGCCCCUGCGUGGGGCUGGGGGGCUCGGCCGGGCUGGGGGUCCCCGUGUUGGGCUGAGGGGCUCGAGGCUGGGACCCCCACAUGGAGCUGGGGGGGCUUGGAUGGGCUGGGGGUCCCUGUGCUGAGCUGAGGGGCUCGAGGCUGGGACCCCCACACUGGGCAGGGGAGCUCAGCUGGGCUGGGGGUCCCUGUUCUAACUGAGGGGCUUGGGGCUGGGGCUCCCGUGCUGGGCUGGGGGGC